AUGUUGUGCUUUAAACCAAGAGGAUAUCCGGGGCGAGCCCUGCAGCAGGCUAUCCAAACCCGCUUCUCUGGACCCCCCCGCCAACUGUCCUCGAAACCCAACCACCCAGAUGCCGAUGUCAUCGUCGUCGGCGCCGGGGUAGCAGGCGUGACAGCCAGCAUCGCCGCAGCGGAGAAAGGCGCCUCAGUAGUCCUGCUCGACGACGCACACGGCGGCGGCGCAACAGCCCUAUCCGGAGGCGUCGUCUACGCGGGCGGAGGCACAUCAUACCAAAAAGCCGUCGGAUACGGCGACGACACACCAGAGAACAUGUUCCGGUACUUGAAAGCCGAAACACGCGACGCCGUCGAUGAAGACACGCUGCGCCGGUUCUGCAAUGAGAGUGCCUCUCGUAUUGAAUGGCUGGAGUCGCGCGGGGUGAAAUUCGAGGCGUCGCUGUGUCCUCAUAAAACGAGCUUUCCGUCCGAUAAACACUAUCUUAUCUUUUCAGGGAAUGAGAAGGUGUAUCCAUACAACACAGUGGCGACGCCGGCGCCGAGGGGGCAUCGGGUUGUUGGGCGUGGGUUGUCUGGGGAUCAACUGUGGAAGCCGCUGUUUCGCAGUGCCCUGGAUGCAGGCGUGAAAUUUCUACCGGCAGCCAAGGUCGAUCGUAUACUUGUCAAUGAAGAUGGGUCUGCAAAGGGUAUCGACUUUAAAUGCCUCCAGGCCACAGGCAAGGGCUUUUCUCGACAUCGAACCCUGACUUCAGUCGGGAAGGCAUUCCAGCUUGCAUUUCCAGGCGUCGCGGACUGGUUCCUGAGUCGGGCGGAUCGUAUAUGGAACCGAGACGCUUUGGCAAUGUCUCUCAAGGCCCCUGCUGUAAUUCUGGCUGCGGGUGGUUUUACCUUCAACGAGGAUAUGCGACAGCAAUACCUCCCGCAAUACUCGCAGGUUGCGCCACUAGGAACGAGAGGCGAUGACGGGUCGGGGAUACGCCUGGGACAGUCUGUCGGUGGCUCAGUAGACAAAAUGGACAACAUGUCUGCGUGGCGAUUCCUGUAUCCCCCGACGGCGCUUCUUGAGGGCGUUAUUGUCUCGCAGUCCGGGCAGCGCUUCGUAUGCGAGGACAUCUACGGUGCGUUUCUAACAGACAGGAUGGUCAGAGAUCACAACGGCAGGGCAUACCUCAUUCUAGACUCUUCGCAGCGGGACAAGGCGACGAAGCAGCUGCGUGAACAGACAAGGCCGGAAUUCUGCAUUCCACGACUCCAUUCGCUGAAAUGGGACCAUGUCAAGGCUUCAUCUCUCCAAGAUCUUGCCACAAAGCUAGACCUUCCUCCUACUGGGCUUCACAAUACUAUCACUUCAUACAACGAUGCAAUUGGGGAAGGAAAGCCAGACCCAAUGAAUAAACAUGCCGAAUUCUGCUCCCCAAUCGCCAAACCCCCGUUCUAUGCACUCGAUAUCUCCCCGCGACGGACCGGGCUCCAUGUUGUUCAUGGACUUACACUGGGGGGGUUGCGCGUGGACGGUAAAUCUGGAUUAGUUCUGCGAGGGGAUAAUACGACUAUUGGCGGUCUGUAUGCGGCUGGGAGGACUGCUGUUGGUAUCUGUUCGAAUAGCUAUGUGAGCGGGCUUUCUCUUGCUGAUGGGGUUUUUGCUGGUAUCAGGGCUGGUGAGCAUGCUGCGAGUCAUCUACAACGUAGUUCAUUUGAACAGUAG
This is a messenger RNA of Aspergillus puulaauensis, 1701 nucleotides long. RefSeq names its product FAD-dependent oxidoreductase. The coding region runs from base 1 to 1701 and encodes 566 amino acids. NCBI's taxonomy places the organism in Eukaryota, Fungi, Ascomycota, Eurotiomycetes, Eurotiales, Aspergillaceae. The transcript has a single exon. Gene Ontology annotation, cellular component: plasma membrane. The record is from RefSeq and is a predicted model, not a curated record.